AUGCCGAUCACCAGGAGAGAACCAAUCAACUUUGUUGAUGAGUUUAGGACACAAUAUUAUCCUUUGGCAAGAUUAAAGGUUAUUUUCCUAGCAAAAUAUGACUAUUUAGUUGCGUCGCCAUCAACAGAAAAACUUGACGAACCCAAUUAUGAGGAAGAUGGUUGUGAAACCCCAAUUAAACAAAAAAAUGACAAGGACAAGAACAAGGACAAGGACAUGGUCAUGUCUAGCAUAGAUACACUAGCAGGUGAAACCUCUCCAGAUCAUUACAAGACCGACGAAAACUCCAAAGAUUUUCCAUCUUCAAUGGCAAGCUAUUUUACUAUCAAUUUUGCCAAAUAA
Batrachochytrium dendrobatidis JAM81 is the source of this 342-nucleotide messenger RNA. RefSeq lists its product as uncharacterized. The record is from RefSeq and is a predicted model, not a curated record. Bases 1 to 342 code for a protein of 113 amino acids. The transcript is spliced from 2 exons. NCBI's taxonomy places the organism in Eukaryota, Fungi, Chytridiomycota, Chytridiomycetes, Rhizophydiales.